Molecule: messenger RNA, 849 nt
Organism: Lachancea sp. 'fantastica'
Lineage: Eukaryota; Fungi; Ascomycota; Saccharomycetes; Saccharomycetales; Saccharomycetaceae
Source: the annotation of a GenBank genome assembly
AUGGGACUUCCGAAAUAUCAGGUGGCUGCUCUGCUGUUAUGCCUUUCCACUCCAUUUGUUUUGGCUGCCGGUGAGCCAGAAGAUGCUGCUGUCGAAACCGACGGCCCGUUGAGAUCAUUUUUGAUGUCAAUUUCCAUGAUUGGUGUCUCUGAGAUAGGCGACAAAACCUUUUUGAUCGCUGCCUUGAUGGCGAUGCGCUACCAAAGAAUGCUUGUUUUUAGCGCUUCUGCUAGCGCAUUGUUUAUCAUGACAAUUCUUUCGGGCAUUGUUGGCCGGACCUUCACGUCACUAGUCCCUCAGCGCUAUACGCAGUUUAUGGCCGGACUGUUGUUUCUGGUAUUUGGCUAUAAGCUCACUCUUGAGGGUCUUGCCAUGCCCAAAGACAUGGGAGUCGAAGAAGAGCUCGCUGAGGUAGAAGAAGAAAUUGCAGUUAAGGACUUCAAUAAAAACAUGAGUCAUGUUGAGAGCGGUGGUGUACAGUCUUCUUCGACGAGUUCCAAAACCGUGUUACAGAAGUAUCCAGCGGUCAACAGUGUCUACAAUCAAGUGGUUGGUACCAUUAGUAGUGUUCUCAGCCCAAUUUGGAUUCAGAUUUUCGGUAUGGUAUUUUUAGGUGAGUUUGGCGAUCGCUCCCAAAUCAGUACGAUUGCCAUGGCUUCCGGGAGUGACUACUGGUUCGUUAUUUUCGGUGCCAUCGUGGGACAUGCAAUUUGUACCGGAAUAGCCGUUGUGGGAGGCAAAAUGCUUGCUUCGAAAAUAAGCAUGCGGACCGUUACGCUGGGCGGUGCUUUUUCAUUUUUCAUAUUCGCCCUUCUGUACAUCUGGGAGGCUUUCGUUAACCCUUACUAG